AUUUUAGUGUCUGAUGACGUAAUAAGACGUCACUGUUUACCCAUGCUACAUUGCAGUUUUUAACAUGUCGUCCGCCAUGUUUUGAGGCAUCUACAAUCGGUCCCUCAAAUCCACUCCAUCCAGCGUGAAUGAAGUGGUUUGAGCAACAGGACCAGCAGCAAUGCUCGCCAACGGCCAAGAAAUGAACCCCGUGUCUAAUGUGAGGCAUGGGGCUACUCGAUCGCAGGACGAUGCAAUGGUCGGAUACUUCUUCCAGCGCCCGCAAAGUGACCCGGAUUUCCAAAACUACAACAAGCAAUCCCGCUGGGCAUUAGGCGACGACAGCGUACUCGAAGCCCGUGGUACAGAAGCACCAGAACUGGAGACAGACUUUCAGGCCUUGGCCUUAGAAACUAGUCAUCAACUAGAGAUCCCCGCCUCGACCAAGAAGCUGUGGUCGCUGGAGGAGACGGGCCCCAAGCCCGAGGACAGCAAGGGCCUCUUCCUGGGGGACCAGUGGAGGGACCCCACAUGGAGCACUGGCGGCCAUGCAAGCACGUCUGAGCACGCCGUGUCACAGCCGAUCAUGGUUCAGCGACGAAGUGGUUCCUACCCUGGCAGUGAGGGUGCCUCCAUGUUGUCGCCACGCUCCUCUGAGACCUCGGGCCUGGGUGUCAAGAUGGUGGAGUACGUGCUGGGGAGCUCGCCCACCAUCAAGGAUCUGGACUCGCGCAUGGUUGGCCGCAUGCACGUUGGACCCCCGACCAACGAUCCAGAAAAAGUGAAGAAGGGAAAAGAGGGCAAACUCAAAGAUGCAGACGGGCGAACUGCAGUGAUGCAGGCCAACGGCAUCAUGCACAACGGUAUUGAUGACGACAAGGUCUACAACCCUGUGGGUUACAGAGGCGGGGGUAGCAGCAGGCAAGCUUCCCCGAGUGAGGACAAGGGUGACAAGCUGUCCAAGGCACCUUUGGACGCCCUGGUCAUGGGUCCUGGUGGUGGAGGGCCACAGCUGGAGCCACACUUUGAGCACCAUCCGAUGGACCCAUUGGGCCCUUUCGAUUACCCACCACACGGACUGCUACCUACCUCCAUGGAGUCACCAGGAAUGCUUGACUACGCAUCACAGUUGUACCAGCAACACCAGCAGCAACAGCAGCACCAGACACAGCACCAGCAGCAGCAGCAACAGCAGCAGCAACAUACCCAGAGAGGUCAACAUGGAGGCCCCAUGGCGCUGGUACCAAGUGCCCAGUACUCCUUAGGCCAGGGACAGCAGCAAGGUGGUGCACUAGGCGUCCCACCUCCUACGGCGCCCACUCCUUCACCCUUUGCACCCCCCUCUACACCAUACCUGCUCAACCAGGACCCCUAUGGAGCACCACCCCAUCCUCUGGGCAUCGUCACAGGCCCAGCCAUGAUGCCGCAGUACUAUGGGAUGCCUCCGUGGGGCAUGUUCCCAACGCCUGCAGCUGCGGGUCUCCUGCAGGGACAGGGGGGCCAAGGUGGGCCACCCCAGCAGGUGCCACAGCAGGUGCAGCAGCAGAUGCAGCAGCAAAUGCAACAGCAGGUGCAGCAGCAGAUGCUCCGAGGCAGUGGGGCACGACCCAUGACACCACAGGGCAGCGGAGAGCCCCUUUCUCAAGCGCCCCCAGGAGGCGGCCAGUAUCAGAUGCUGGCACCUCCCUACUACGACCAGAACGGAUCGCUAAUGAUGGGUAACACACGAGCAGUCCGCCUUAUGCCACCGGUGCUGGUAAAUCCGGCUGCACCAGGAACCAGCGCUCCCAGCCAACCUGGGUCCUUGAAUGGUGGCAGCCUACGUCUGCUGGGCUCUGGCAGUGCAGGGGCAACAGCUGGCAAUGGUCCCCCACAAGGCCCCCAGGGGUCAGGUCUCUUCUCUGCAGCAACUGGGGGAUCUAGCCAUCCAUUUGGGGCUGCUGGGUCAGGGGGUUACAACCCAAGUGCUGGUGCAUCUGCCUUCUCAGGGGGAUUUGCAUCUGGUCUGGGGGUCGGUUAUGGAGGAUCCUCAUCUCUCGGACCCAUUGGAACAUCACCUGCUGGCCCCGUGGGCAUAGGUCUAGGUGGGAGCACCGAAUCCCCCAGGCGAGACUCACUGGAACGUCGUGAUGGUGGGGCAAACAUGUUGGGAGGCAGUCGGGGCCCCUUUGCUGCGACCCUCGAGUCUGCCUACUCGGCGGCAGCAGCAGGGGGGCCCCUGGGUGCCAAGGGAAGCCAGUUCUACGGGGCUCUCGGCACAGUGGCGGCCUCUCCAGGCCCAGUGGGCAUGCUGCCCCAGAGCCUGACACCUCCACCACCCUCCCUCAAUGGAUCCUCUUCCAACCUCAGCUUAGGAACAUUUGGGAGCCGGAUGAUGUCGGCUGCACCUGGGGCUGAGGCCAAGUACCUGGUGCGAAAUGGGCCCCUCAGCAGCGUCCUGGGUUCUUCCAAUGCACUGGUGCCCGCCCGCACGCUCCAGAGGAACUCGAGCCUGGAGAAGCCCCCUGGCCGCAGCCGCCUCUUAGAAGACUUCCGAAAUAACCGCUACCCCAACCUUCAACUCAGGGACCUGGCCAACCACAUAGUCGAGUUCUCCCAAGAUCAACAUGGGUCCAGGUUCAUUCAGCAAAAGCUUGAAAGAGCAACACUGGCAGAGAAGCAGCUGGUGUUCUCGGAGAUACUGGGAGCUGCGUACAACCUGAUGACUGAUGUGUUUGGCAACUACGUGAUACAAAAGUUUUUUGAGUUUGGCAGCACAGAGCAGAAGCAGGCUCUAGCGCUAAAGGUCAAGGGGCAUGUGCUGCCCCUUGCCUUGCAGAUGUACGGCUGCCGUGUCAUUCAGAAGGCCCUCGAGUCCAUCUCGCCUGAUCAGCAGAAAGAGGUCGUGAAAGAGCUGGAUGGCCACGUGCUGAAAUGUGUAAAAGACCAGAAUGGCAACCACGUUGUGCAGAAGUGUAUAGAAUGUGUGGAUCCCUCAGCACUGCAAUUUAUCAUCAACGCCUUUCAAGGACAGGUGUUCGGUCUGUCGACGCAUCCAUAUGGGUGUCGGGUGAUCCAGCGCAUCCUCGAGCACUGCACGGGUGAGCAGACAGGCCCUGUGCUGGAGGAGCUCCACCAGCACACUGAGCAGCUGGUGCAGGACCAGUAUGGCAACUACGUGGUGCAGCACGUGCUGGAGCACGGUCGGCCUGAGGACAAAGGUCGCAUCGUGGCCGCCGUCCGGGGCAGAGUGCUGCCCCUUUCCCAGCACAAGUUUGCCAGCAACGUGGUCGAGAAGUGCGUCACGCAUGCCUCGCGCUCGGAGCGUGCCCUCCUGAUUGAGGAGGUGUGCGCCUACGUUGAUGGGCCUCACAGUGCCUUAUACACAAUGAUGAAGGACCAGUAUGCCAACUACGUGGUGCAGAAGAUGAUAGAGGUGGCCGAGCCGCCUCAGCGCAAGCUGCUGCUACACAAGAUCCGUCCGCAUGUGCCCUCGCUGCGCAAAUACACCUACGGCAAGCACAUCCUGGCCAAGCUCGAGAAGCACCUGCUCAAGAGCGGCGACCAGAUCCUCUCCUCGGGAGGCGGACAGAGCGGCACUUCCAAUGGGGCCCUCUGAGGCACUUGCUCAUCCCCUCUCUCCUCCUCUGCUUGGCCACCAAACGUGACGACAUCGGGGUGCUGUGUGUGACGGCAAGCCUAGUUCCUUGCCCGUCAUGCGGCCAACAAAGCGACAGGGCAGGGCGCGUUCGUUUGUGCGUCUCUGGUUUGCGCAUUCGGUGCGCAGCUGUUCUUCUUUGUGUGGCGCUCUCUCUCUCUCUUUCCAACUCUUCUGUUAAGCGGUGCAGCCUUUUAAUUGAGACGCAAGUGAUAUUGGGAGCUCCGGUGCAGCUCUGGCUUUUGCUGCCUGGAUCUUUGCGGGGCCAAGAACUUAAAAGCCCUCGGGGCUCCCUGUUGUGGCUGGGUGGUGCUUUUGCCUGACCUUUCUACACUUGAGCGCGUUGCGUCUUUGAAAAGGUAUCACCGCAUCUUUAGCCCUCAUCUCAUACACGUUCCUCUUUCUCCUAUUGCCCUUUUCUCUUUGAAUGCUAAUUUCCUACACCCGUGCUCUAUCUCAGCAAACCUGCGAGCACUUCAUGGAAAUGCUGCUUCCUGCAUUGUAGCUUCCUACAUUUCAUUUUUAAUUUUCUCUCUACAAUUGUUGAGCAUGGGGUAAGCUUUCAGAUGUAGCACAUCGUGUAAGUACAGACAUCUCUUGCUGUAAGAAUGCCCUUUUUCACUGUUAUACCAUCUUUGCCUCCUCGCCUUGACUAGUGCUCAUGCUGUACAUUCUGUUAGCCUAACUUCACCCCCCCGCUUUUUUUGCUGCGGCUGUUGGAAAAACGUUCGUGCAAUUUUCCAUCUCCGGCUUCCCCUGAGACUUAAGUUCGCACAAGGGAUCAUCAGUUGUCUCUAAGGAAGCAUGUUGUACAACUGAUAACUCCCUCACUUUUCUGUGUACAGUGUUGAGGUGCUUGUUUGCCUGCUUUGCCUUAAGACUCGUUCUGGGUUUCCUGCAGACGGCGCAUGGAAUUUGCUUCUGACAUAGGGCCGGAAAGUUGCUUUCUUCAAGCUGACAUUCUUGGGUGAGGGAAUGAAUGUCCUCUGUUGGGAAGAGCAUCUCAUGUGCAGUUCUGCUUUCUCACUUCCCUCUGUUGUUUUGUACAGCAUCUUGUCAGCAGUUUGUACAGAGACACUGUCGACCAUCAUCCCAUACUUUCUCAUUUUUUCACAUUUUCUCAUCCUCUCUCCUUAACCACCUAUCUUUUUUCAACUUCUCAAAGCUUGUCAUGACAAGGCAGUGCUCUUUUUUAAGGACUCCUUUGUUUUUCUUUCUCUUAUUUUCUCUACGCUUCUACAGAGAGGAAGGAGCUUGUUUCGUGUGCCAGCUUCUUUUGUUGGGAGCAGCGAACAGUGCUGUGUGUGCAUUUUGUACAGUUUGUUUUUGAAGCUUCGGAACUACAAGGCAGGCGUUGUUGCAGACCUUGCGCCUCAUCCUGUUAGGAGUAUGACGUAACUCCACAGCAUCUGUGCGUUUGUAAAUUAUGUCAUUGCGGGAGUGACGGAAGAUUGAACAGAAAGGCGCGCACAACAGCAAGCACAUCAAAGCAUGGCGUGGACUUGCUCUCUCUUUUUAUUCGCUUUUCAAAGGUGUGUUGUGUAACUGCACAACUCUUUUCAAGCCUUCACAUCAUGUAAGCUAGUUUUUAAAGAAAAAAAAAGACACUCAUUCUCUCUUCUGCACAGCGACUGUUUUUAGGACACUGUAAAAAAGGGAAAAAACUGUGACGAGGCAUUUGUUGCCUACAAAUCUUGUCUAUUAUGUACAUUGCUGUAAAUUAUGAGAAAACUAACAAAGUUAGAAUCUUGCCAAAUCUGUCUGUCUGCCUGAAUUUUCUUGUUUUAAUUUUUUUUUCUGCACUCAAGUGCUAACCCUGCUACUGUUUUUAUUGCCAUUCUUGGGAGGGUUGUAGAUGAAAUGACUGUAUAAUGGUCUUACCUGACCCAAUUACACAGGAGUUCUAUUUCAUGGAAGGUUUGGGGGCUCUAUCCUAUUUGCCAGUAAAUUCUCUGAAGCACAAUGGUAGAUCAUGUUUAAAGUUUUUUUCUUCUCUCACUUUAGUUGCGAUCUCAGAUGUGAGAAGCUUAUUUAUUUCCUUCUGCAUAUGUAUGUAAAGAGUGUCAUAUAACUGAACAUAUGUAUAAUCCUCCCUCCCUCCCCCCCCCCCCCCUUUAUUUUUUUGUUUAGCAAUGUGCAUAGCCAAAUGGUACUAGGAGCACCAGUUUACCAUGCAGUCACUACUCUACUUCAGGUCAUCUAGACUUGUAUAAACUUGAUUUGGUAAACAGCUUGUAUCAAACUGCAUGUUGUUUUGUACACGUUUUGACUUAUUUUGUUUCUCUCGUGUAGGCGAUAGGCCAAAGUAAUUAGUUUUAGCUCUAGGUUCUUUGUAUAAUCAGCACUGAAUGAUGUCCCCGUCCAUGCAUGGCUAGAGAAUGUGCGUCUUUCAUAAUUUACAAGUGAGGCAUCACUCCCGUUUUACAAGCAGCUUAAGUAAAAGCCACAUCUGAGUGUUUCUUCUCUCUGUGUAGAUGCACUUGAAAACUUCACACUGCUUGUUUAGCUUAACACGUGUCCGUGUCUAAAUCCCUUCUUACAUUUUCAUGCUAAAAGCUUUUGUGACCCAUGGCUUGGCUGGGUCGGCCAUUGUUUCCUGGAAGAAGUUUUGAGUUGUCUUGACGCUGGUAGCUUUGUGUUCAGUGCAGACCUUAGUGCUUGAUUUUUUUCCAAGGUAGACAAUUUAGCUGUGCCUUGGUAAACCUCUUGUAGCUUUUAGAAAAAUAAUAAUUCCGCAUCACCGAAAUUUACUAGCACAAUUUGCGAAGUUUGCCGGUGCAAUUGCUUAGCAAAUGUCACAACUGCACAAACUUCAUAAACUUAAGUUCACCAGCAAACCGUCCGUUUCAGUUAACCUCUGUAAUGGGCUGCUAGCCUCCCAAUUAUGCUCAGAUUUAGACUGCUGUAUUAAUUUGCAUAAAGGUUUAGCUGGCUCGGCAACCAACAUUUCUGUCUCCAUGUUCCAUAAGCUCUAAAAGACCGAGUUAUCUUGCAGCAUAUCGCGGGCUUCGUGUUCUAUUUAUUUUAAGUUACUCAAGAUGAUCACAGAAUGUGCCCCAAUACCUUAGGUCAGCGUGAUUCCUCCUAAGCUGGAUCAUGUAGUGCGAAGAGAAACUUAGUAGCAGCCAAAGCUAAGAGUUGUUGCUAAAGCAAGUGAGCACGUAGUGCACAAAGAAUGAUCAGAAUAAUGUCAUGGGGAAGGAAAAAGUACAGAUUUGGCGAGAGCUGUGGCAUGAAGCUCUCUCUGCAAUCUAUUGGACACGUGUGAAUACCUUGGGUGGUAAAAGGAAUGCCGCUGGUCAGCUCUUCCAGAAAGGGCGAAGUGGAUUGUGACGAAAUCAUUUUGGUGUUUGCACUGCCACAUGGUUUUUCAAACUUGUGUGCGUGCACAAAGGCUGUUGGGUUGUUGUUGUUUUUUUCCCCCCUUUUUUGUUAAUCAUUGUAUACUCCAUGCCACCGAGCUUUUUGCAAGGUGCACCAUUUUUGUGCGUCUCUCAAAUGGUUUUUAAACUGUGAGCGUGGAGUGUGACCGCAAGUUUGCAUGCCACUACGCAGUUUUAUUAUUAUUUACAUGCAUCGGAUUCUCUUGUAUUGCUUUUGUGUAAGCCUUUCUAGUUUUUUUCUUGUGGUACCACGAUGGUAUUUCCAGCGUGUAUUUGUGAAGCAUGCGAGAAUUUUUUUCUCUCCCACCUUUCCUCUUGUGUGGCCAUAUCUAUAUAUAUAUAUGUAUAAUGUAUGUAAUAAUACCUGUGGAUGUGUGCAUACAUUGCUCCUGUGUGGAAAUACCUUUGUGUGAGCAUUUGGCCCUGCAGUUGUUUUUCCCUGCUCACCACCUGCAUCAAAUUUCUGCUUCUGUGUUAUACAUAUGUCUGUAUAAACAUGUGCAACGCAUAAUUUGCCCUUUGACUAUACUCUGUAUGCGGGCUACGUUUGUAAAGUUGACAACUGCAGACACUCCCUGCAGCUUCAAAAAAAAGCUUUUUGUGCCCCCUCCCCCUUCAUCUGCUAUCUUUAAGGUGCCUGUUGUACUUGGUGGAAGCAAGACUUUAGUCAGGCUUGGUGUGUUGUAAUUACAUUGUACAGUGUAUUUGCCCUAAUUAUACUUAUUUUUCUUGUGUGGUGGCGGGGGAAAACAAAAUUUGCCACUUUUCUUGAAGACUGCUAAUGGUUUCCUUUUAUCUCUGCCCUGCUGUGGCUCUUGUAAAAUGUGGGGAGAUGACAAAAAAAAAAAACAUAUAGUUUUAACUGUCGACAACACGCACUAUUUCCACUUAUAGACUAUUUGUGUACGUAAGCCACAUUCAAACACUGUGUACCAUAUAUAUAUAUAUACAUAUAUAUAUACAUAUAAAUAUAUACAUACAUUUCAAGCAGCAGCAACCACCACCGCAGCAGACAGAUGUGUCCCCAGUAUUUCUUUUUCUAUACCAUUCUUUUAGCAAAUUGUACAAAUGUAAAUUGUAUAAUUUUUAUCACCGACACUUUUGCAGUGCAAAAUAUAGUAGGACCCGCCGACAGUGAUUGUUGCAUCCCCAUAGGGGAUUUCAGAGAGAAACUGAAGUCGCAUAGGUGGCAUUGCAGUGAUUUGAGGGGGGAGUUGCUCAUAGUGGUGCAUGUACAGGGUGUUGUUGGGUUUAGGGAACAAAUCCAGCCACGGACAAGAGUUGAAAAGUUGCAUAAUGCUGUUCAUUGAGGGGCUGGGGUUUGAAGAAAUGAAGUCAGCAACUGUGUUUUUACAGCAGCACGGUUGAUUUUGUGUUGGUGAUAACUGGUGCGCUGUUGUGGAGAGCAGCACCAGACAGAUUAUGGCCGAGCUGUGCUGGUUUGUCCCACUGGAGGUGGUGGGGAGCAUUGUGUAGGCACAGAUGUUUUCGAGUUCAAAAAACAAGCUACACAUUUGAUUAGAGCCUUGUCUGACAGUGAGGGCUUUGUGUUGUGACAAAAAAAAAAAAGUAAUUUUUGGCGGUGUGUUGUCACGUUCGACUUGGCAUAACUAUGGCUUUUAAAAUCUUUCAUAUUAACAGUUCUGUCAUCGGGUGUUGAAGCUGGGCUGCACAUUGUACCAAAUAUUGUGUCGAUAAGGGAACCAGGUAUAAAUGGCCUUUUCAGCUCAUUCGAUGGCUCGAUUGCGCUAAAAUUUCAUACAGAGGUGGCAUUUCUUGAUGUACUUUUGUUUAUUUGCCACAUUUGGAUGCACUACCCAACGUACUCCAUCUGAAGCAUAUUGGAAGCACACAUUGUCCACAGUGAUUGCAGAAAAAGCAUUCAGGAUUUUCACAACGGAAGGAAUGGUAGCAUGGUGUUGUGUUGAGGCUGAUACUGCUCAACAUUCCAGCUUCUCUGCAAAAGUUGUUUUGUAAGUCAUAGAACAGCUGAUGUUGAUAUUCCUUCUACUGAGAAAAUGGCAUUUCUGAUUUAUUCUAAAUGAUACACAAUUAUUGCAUCCAACUGUAUCAUUUAAAUAAAAAUGCACAACAAAAAUGUCAGCUCUCUAUAAAAACUGAGCAAUAAUGCUGGCAGUUUAGCCUGAAGAAUCGUGGAGACCUGGCUACCUCAUGGAUGCAGUGUUUUGGAAAGACAUCAAAGUUCUUGUCACAAGGCUUGCAGGCUUUUUUCAGUUUCCUCGUGGCUUUUAAAAUAAUUUAUCUCUAGUUUGUCUUAUCCUGUAGCAUAGCACAUUACCACAAAAACACACACACACAAAAAAAAAGGCUCUGCUUUGUCUGCAUUUUGCUUGUCACCCUGUACAUGCUGUCACUUGUGGCCUGUCUUGUACCACUGGCAGCCAACCUGUCGUUUUACUAGGAUCCUGUGCAUACCACUUUCGUGAAGUCUGACCCGUUUGAGGCUGAUUCAGAUUGUUUUUCUCUUUUUCUUUUUCUUCCAUGUUCACUUGAGGGGGGAAGCAUUCUCUCGAAUUGGCGGUUGUCCUUUACAAUUUCUCUUGCGGCUUGUAAAGUUUGCACACAUGACCCAGGGAAAGAUGAGAUGUCGACGAGCUUAACCUGUUGUAUUAUAAGAAAAAAAAAAACUAUUUAUGAAUGAUGAGGUAACUCUUUGUAAAUGUGUGUACAGAGCUUGCUUGUGCGCUCGUCGUCACAGGCAUCUCAAGGAACCCUUGGUUUUUCUCAUGGCCUGGCAUGCCUCUGUUUUUUUUUUUUUUUUUUAGGUUGUCAGUUUUUUUGCCUUUUUCUUUUUUGUGCUUCCCACUCGCCUCUUUUUUUCUGUUCUUUCUUUUUUUAUUUAAAGCCCUGGGAGCAAACUGUAGAUAGGUAGGCAUUUAAGAACUUGGAUACAGAAUGUUUCUGUUAGUGUAUAUAAAGGAUAAAAAGUUAACCAAGUGAGGCAUAGAAUUCUUGGGGCAAUAAAAGUAAAAGCACUACAGCUCUAUUUAAUGUUUUUGUUGAGACGUGCUGGGAAGCCCAAAGUCGAGCCAAUGCAUGCCAGCACUUGCAGUACCUGUAGAGAGCUGCUCCUUUCGGAAGAUGCUCAUGGGCUUUGUUUUAAUUCAUUGGCAUGGUUUACUGUGGCGCUACACCGCUCCACGGUUAUUACCAUUCGUUCUCGGUUUGCAUCCACAGUUGGAGCAGCGCAACGGUACUGGGACUUGGAAAGGGAGGCAACAGUACACAGCAUUGACUAGCAACCGAUUCUUUCUUUAUUAAUAAUUUAUUUUUAUGUAGUUACUAGCCAGUGUUGUGUUUUCUUGUCUCGUUUUUUUUUUUUUUUUUUUUCUUUUUUCGCAUCCCGGCCCCAUCACGCCACUCCAAUCAUGAAUGCACACCGACUUUCACGAUUCUUGUUUCUUUCUGGGGGGUGCUUUGCAGUAACGUAUACACUUCUCCAUACUAUUUGUCUGCUCCUCUUGACUUAAUCUUAAACCACAAGGAACACGCCUCCAAUGAAUUUACGGUGUCAGCCGGAUUUCUUGCUUUGCUAGCCGCUUCGACCGUCGGCAGUGUGAUCUAGCAUGGGUAGACUUGGGCACUGAGGGUGCGUCACCCCCAGCAUCGCCUUUUUCUUGAUGACAAUGUGUCGUGCCGGCCUGUGCCGAAAAUACGUCGGAAACUUGUUUCUUGUGGUUGGGCUUUACAGCCUGGAAAAAGCAUGCUGUGAGCAGCAUGCCUGAAAGGGGUGUUUUUACAGAUGUGUGGCAAGUACUGGCAUGCUUAGGCUUCAUUGGCACAUUUCCUGCCCAGCAUUUGUAUUUCCAAUUGGUUUUAUGAUUGUAGGCUCGCUUGCCCCCCCACUUUUCUAGGUGUACAGUUUUGGUGCAUUGUACAACGGCCUUGGCCUUUGCCUUUCUUUCUUUGUAAAAUGGUACUCUGUAAUAAACACAUGAUGAGAAUAAAUUUCGAGCAUGUAAGAUAGAAUGUCAAUGGCAGCGUUGAAUGAAGUUGCGAUUUUGAUACAUGGUUUUCUUCAAAUUGGGUCUUGGAUAUAUCCAUUGUAAAUGGUCAUUAAAUCACCUGUCCAUAGGAAAAGGUUUACCAUUCGCAGGCCCAGACAUGUCAGUUUGUCGGUCUCAUACACUAAGAAUGAAAGCUUUUCUUUUUUUAAACUGUGAACAUUUAGUGUUUUUUUUUUCUUGGAGGAGGUUUUUACUGAGAACCAAUAGAAUGCCUACCUGAAAUGGGUGACUAGCUUCAGUCUGAAUUUGACUUGUCAUUGUCUCGACUGAUGUGCAUGUUCUGAUGAUGUGGCCAUGUGCUUGCUUUUAAGCUUAAAACUUGCAUCAGGGAAGCUUUCCUGGUUGCAAAGCACUUCCCUUCAAGCUGCCUCUUACCAGAGUAAAUCUUGGAGGGAUUUAAAAGAAACAAGUCUGACCUUUUGGUUGAACCCCUCUUUCGACACAAGUAGCCCACACGGCCACUUCAUCAGUGCACACCUAGUCAAGCAUAGUGGCAUAUGAAAGUACCUCUGGCUUCUAGGUUUCAUCACAUAAGUGAUUCGUUUGUGGGUGGCAAACUUCUGUUGUUCUCAGUCCCUCCUCCUCCUUUUCUUGUUUAUUCUUGCCCAUGUGAUUUAACUUGGGACGCUUCUGUUCUUGAACAAAGUGCUUUACUUCCCUUUUUUUUUUUUUACCAUAUUUCCACCACCCUUAUUUUCACCGUAUGUUUCACUUCAGCUCCCAGUGUAUCCUGAUCAUUAGUUAGAUACACUAUGUCCAGGAGAGAAAAAAAAAAAAUGGUAGGCCUCUGAUUGUUUUUGAACAAAUCUUUGCGAACCAUGUGUAUCCCUUGUGUGGCAGUGCACACCCCAGUAUACUGCAGCACGCACUUUUCAGUGGUAUUCCAGCCGGGGCAAAGGUUGUGUGUGUUGUUGCUGGAAGUAUUGUAAUUACCCCUGUUGUGUGUGUGUGUCUUUUUUUGCCUCUACUUCUGGUGCAGUGAUGAGAGAUGUGAGGUGAUGCUUGUAAGCUUUUUGAUGAAGGCAUCACCUCAUCCCUUUAAUCUUUUUUACCCCUUAUGCACUGUGAUGACCAGGCCAGGUGCAUUUUAGUUCAGCGAGCUAAUUGUUAUUGUGAAGGAAAGCCAUCCAAACUUUUACGUUUGAUUUGUUGGAGUAAUGGAAGCACCCUUUAAGAGUAAGAAAACCGUCUUGGAGAAUAUGAACUAUGGCCCUAUUGUGCCUUUAUUGAAUUUAGUUUUUCUUUUUUCCCCUUCACUGUUUUUUACCCAGGAAUUUAUGGAGCUUAAUUUAAAAUGGCAAAAAUUGCGUUUGGCAGAAUACAGUUGUGUGCUAGGUCUGGGGCAGAAUAGAAGCUGUGUUUUCAUGUGAAGAAACGUUAGUGGUUGGACGGCAUCUUGGCCAUAUUUUUGUCGGCCAUUAAGAUUGGCCACCGCACGGGUGCCGCGCAAUUGCUUACCACUUUUAUGUGAACACAGUUUGGUGAAGGAUGAUGCUCUCAUUGGCUGGUUCCGCGAAGAGUGCGUGUUGAUUUCUUGCUGCUGGAAAAGGGGUUGGCGUGCUGCGCCAAGGGAGACACUGUGCCUUGUCAUUUUUGCUGCUGGGACAGUCACAAGAAAACCGCGCUGGAACAGCGGUGGCCGUAGUGGUCCGGUGGUUCUUUCACAUUGCAGUCUUCUUUCGUCAUCUGGGGCUUGUGUUGUAUAAUCCAUUUCGCGUCUGAUGUUAGCAUAUUGUGUACGUCGUUGUACCAUACUGAUCUUGUAAACGUUUGUGUUUGGAUACUGUAGAAAAAAAAUAAAUGACUUUGGAGUAAAAAUA
Dermacentor silvarum is the source of this 12847-nucleotide messenger RNA. RefSeq names its product pumilio homolog 2. Gene Ontology annotation, cellular component: nucleus; cytoplasm. The record is from RefSeq and is a predicted model, not a curated record. Gene Ontology annotation, molecular function: mRNA 3'-UTR binding. Gene Ontology annotation, biological process: post-transcriptional regulation of gene expression. The transcript has 18 exons. Bases 161 to 3577 code for a protein of 1138 amino acids. NCBI's taxonomy places the organism in Eukaryota, Metazoa, Arthropoda, Arachnida, Ixodida, Ixodidae.